UCUUAAAGUGUGUUGUGUGCUGCGUUCGUCAUAUUGUUGCACACCACACACUACAGGAACAAAACUGUUACCUCUGUCACCAUUUGUCAUCUAUGUAUGAGGACUCUGACAUGCAAAUCAGGUAAGAUAUUAAACAAUCUUUCAGUUUGAGGUAGGAAAUCUCCUGCUCUCCGGGUGUCAUGAGGGUUUCUCUGCUAUCUCCUGUGGUCUGUUAAAGGUGGGGUAGGCAGGAAUUUGUUAAAGAGGCAUCUUUUUUUUUUGUGGUGUAUAUACAAAAAAUCUUUUAAUAUCAGUCAAUAGCUUUUAGUCAUUGGUGACAUUUGGUAAUAUAACGAUAUCGCUGUGCUUUGUUAUGUCUGUGUAGUCAACAUUUUAAAAUUUCGGAGCGCUCCACUUUUUCUGACUGUAAACAAAGCCGUUCUCCACCUCCCCCAUCCUGAUCGGUUGUGAGGCGGACGCUGCUCCUUAGUGCUGAUUGGUUUUGAGGCAGACGCUCCUCCCCUGUGUCGUUCAGGAGCCCAAACAAAGUUAGCGUGCUACAAUAUCAGACAGUAGAAACCAACCAGAAAGUUCGGAAUAUAGUCUGAUUCCUUCUUUGGUCAUGGCUGCCAACACAAGCGAGAAAACAAACUAAAUACCGGAGACUCUGGCGGAAUAACGGGCGCUUAAAACGGAGGUAGACCACCCGGACAAGAGCUAAGAAGCCGGGUCAACAAUGAUGGGGGACGCUUUGGGAUCUUACAGACCCUGUAACCUUUCUGCUGGACAGGUAAACUGCUUUAACAAAGUAAGCCAAGUGUCUGUAACAGAAGUGUUUCUUGUCAAAUGGGACCUGCUGCGUGUUGUUAGCCUGGCUGGGCCAUCCUGUUGCGUGAAUCACUUGCCGUUCCUUCCCACAACAGUCUGGACUUCGGCCCAUUGGGAGCGUGUAUUCCCGAUCAGAAAAUAACCGGGCCAAUCAGAGACCGUGUUUCCACUGGGAAUACACGCUCCCGAUGGGCCGAAGUCCAGACUGUUGUGGGAAGGAACAGCAAGUGAUUCACGCAACAGGAUGGCCCACAACAGGCUAGCGUGUUGUAGCUCUGCUAAACUGUUUACCUCGGGUCCUGGACUGUCACUUUAUCCUAGUUGUAAAAGUUUUACAAACAUUUUGUUUGCUGGUAGUCUGUUGGCAUCUACAGUUGCACCAAUGCUGUUUACGUUCACAUUGACUGGGCUCCAUUUGUAACUAUCUGGAAUGAACACUUUCAGAAUCACUUGUAAUUCAGUAUGGUUGUAGUUUUGUCUUUUAAAAGCCCACAGACCUGGAACAUUCCUCUUGGAUAAACACUGCUACUCCUGAAUGUGGUGUUAGUAACGGUUUGAGAUUGAGCUAAAUUAAGUAGAUGUAGUUAAUUUCUGGCCAAUUUCUUAAUGGAAGGGCUGAGCUGGUCAGGCUCCCCUGUGGUUAAAACACUGACUAUUGGACCUCAUUCAAAAAAAAAAAAAGAGCGAUUCUUUUGAGCCCCAUUUACCCAGAGAAGUCAAUCAUUAAGCCCAAAAUACAGCAGUGAAUGAAAUGGGGGCUAAAUGUCCUCUUUAAUAAUUGCGCACUGCCUGUGCCGCAUGCAUAUUUCAUUUACAUAUAAAAGGUCACCAUUGAUUUUUCUUUUUUAACAAAACAUCAAGAAAUGUCUCUCAUUAAAUCGACUGCCUGUUGCUAGAGUCUGUAUGAGGUGAAUAUCCACCCUCAGGGCGGACAGCUGCAUGUCUAUCUCCUGCAGCUCUGGCUCUAGUCUUAUCAUUUGCUGUAUGUUUCACUUUCUCUCUGGUUAUGGAGAAGUUCACAGGACACAGCAAAAUAGUUGCACAUGUCAGCAGAGUUAUGCAACAACUAAGGUAAAGUAGCUUUUUCACUCAGCAUCACAUAGAGGUGAUGUCCACAAAUUGACAACAGUGUUUCCCUUUGAGAGAGAAAGCUGUCAACUGGAAGCAAAAGCACAUAUAGGAGAAUAAAAGGCUGUAGGUCAAGACAAAUGUAUGUAUCGGAUUUAAGUGGCAUAUGAAUGAUACCCAUAUUAUAUCAUUCAUUAUCGAUUUAACAUUCAAGUAAUUAUACAGUGAAAAAUGUGCAUGAUUAAUGUAAUUCUGAAUGUCUGCAUGUGACUGUGUGUGUGUGUGUGUGUGUGUGUGUGUGUGUGUGUGUGUGUGUGUGUGUGUGUGUGUGUGUGUGUGUGUGUGUAUAUAUAUAUAUAUAUCUAUAGAAGGGGUGGAUGUGAGGGAGGAUGACAGAGUGAGCAUGUGGUUACGCAUGUGUGUGCGCUGUAUGAUGUUUGCGAGCCAGAGCGGAGCUUAGGGGGAAAGCGACAGACCAGGAGGAGAGUGGACUGAGGGUGAGCACAUUGUUCUGACUCCACUCAAGACUCUAAUCUGUGUUUACAUCAGGGGAUAGACAAGAGAGGGCGCAGAGGAGGUAAGAAGAUUUAUGCUCUUAAGACAGCUCUAAUUGAUGACUUCAGGGAUAAAUCCCUUUAAUUACUUAAUGGCUGGAAACCAAUAUAUAAGCUUCCACAUUAUCUACCUGUAAUCUUAAGUGAUUUACAUUAGAUACUGUCUUUCUAUGUUCACUUUUUCGUCAAAUUUAGACCCAAUUUUGACAUUCUUAAACUUAUCAGUUUCUCUCUGAUAUAAUGAAACAGUCCAAUUUUUUGUAUAUUUCUUGUCUUCAUAUUGGUUGUUAUUCUUGAUUAACAUUUUGCUCACUUUUGGCAUUAUUCAUUUGUUUUUACAUCUUGUUUUAUUAUUCAUUUAGAGAGCUACUGCAGCUAAUAACUGAGCUUAUAAUUGAAUUUGCUUGUGGUGUGUCACUCCUAUUUAACUAAGUGGUGUCUUUCACUGAAAGCCACUUCCAAGUUCAACCUAACAGGAUUAUGUGGGGAAACAUGUUAUGGAUUUAAAACCACUGAAAAGAAAUUACAGUUCAGAAUUUAUGUAAGAAUAGGGGAAAAUGCUUGUUCUGAUAAAAGUCACUUUUAAGGAAAACUCAGUGUGCUGGUGCCUCAAAAAUCAUACAAUAUGAUGAUGAUACCCUGAGUUAAACAUUGGAUUUUUGCUGUAUAUUAUCACAAAUAGAUAUAUUGCUUCUACAUAUGAAGGAAAAUAAGUUUAAUUUUAUGAAUAUGAAGGAAAAUUAAGGGGAAGAAAUCUUGUUUUGAGAAGGUGCUGCCUGUUAGUGCAGAGACAUUUCAAGGAAUAGUCUGUGUUUUCAGUGCAUUAGUGAUGAAUCAGUGUCUGAAAUGUUAAUGAAGGGAUUGCUCCAAAAGAUACUCAGAUAUUACACAAACUCAUACAACUACUCUUGACUAUUUUAAAUAAUAAGAAAGUUAAAGUUUGGAUAAACUUCAUUAAUGAGUCAGGUCUAGACCUGCUGUUUUUGAAAGCGUUAACUGUUGUUGUGAUUUGGCUCUACACAAAUAAAACUUGAUUGAAUUGAUUGAAAUAGUCUCAUGUUGCAAAAGCUGUAACAGGUUGUUAUUUUGAGAGGUGCUCAUAAGACUUGUGGUUUGUAAAAUAUAUUAUGAAUUCUGUUGAAAAUAUUGUAGCCACUCGGGGUGUCCCGAUACAGUUUUCUAAAAUUCUGAUACCAUACCAAUAUUGUAGCCUUCAGCAUAGGCUCAUAUUGAUCCGAUAUUGGCAUAAAAUUGUGCAUGACAACUUUGGCACUAAGCUGCGAUGUCUUUUCCAGACUUAAACGAAAGAUACUGCCACAUGGCCGACAUUGAUCCCACUCCUUUCUACUUUGUUCGUACCUUAGUACACACUGUUGUUGUGAUUAUGUGGGCUCUGCAUGCUACAUCUUGGUGCUACUAGAUAGAGGUGCUGGAGUGAAGUCUGGAAUGGACUGCUUGUAUCGGAGUGCUGAUAUCUGAGAUUUCAGAUGCAGGACGAUAUAAUACGAUACUUGUUUUUCUGCUGAUAUUGGACCGAUUUCCGAUAUCAAUAUCAUAUCAGGACAUACCUGGUAACCACCUCAUACUUGUUGCUUAUUUUUGUUAAGUAAAGUCUGCUGGUUUUGGUUUUGACCCUUGUGUCGCAGCUGUAGUCACCAGAAUGCUGACUCUGUCAUAAGUAAGGACAUAUAGAGUUGACUUCACUGCAUACAUACCACGGUGUUUCCCCUACAUUCAUUCGAUUACAUGCCAGCAUUAAUACAAUUACGUGUGCCGCUACUGAAAUUUCACAUGAUCAAUAAUAUCAAUGCGCCACUAAUGAUUCUUACACUGUGUGGGCACAACAACAACACACGUUAUUUUCGACUUGUUUUGAGUCAUCAAGAAGCGCAUCAAAUCCUGUCGGACCCUCUUCCAUUAAUGUGAAGGGUAACGUUCAAGCUCAUAUACGGCCUACAUAGCAAGUAGCGCAGGUAACGUAAGGUGAACGCAACAGCGUAGCUCCUUGAGCGGCAAGAGGGUGGGGGUAACAGCAAAAAUUCCCUGAUGAAAAAAGUUCUAGGGGAAACACUUAACCAAAUAUAUAAAACAAGCUCUAGCACAGCCACUGCUCACCCUGAGAAAGUUUUGAGGAGAUGUUCGUUUAAAAGUAUUUCUAAAGCACAAAAUAAAAUUUAAAAAAGCAGAGGCUAUGUUACUCAAGUGAAAGCAACUGCUGCUAACUGGUCUUGAAAGGGACCUGAUUCAUGUAAAUCAGUCAUCUGCCACUACUGCAAUGGGUUUAGAGAGGGGACGGGGAGAUCCAGAGAGAGACAGAUGGACACAAAUUUGACUGAUAGAGAGAGAUGCAAAUGGAGAAGGAUGGACAGAGAUAAGACUGAUGCACAUAGAUGAAGCAGCUGGAAAGAAGGCAGGUCCACAGAAGCAAAACGUCCAUCCAGAGGAACUUAAGGGAUGAUGGAGCUCAGGGACUUCCCGAAAAGUUAUGGACUCUGCUGGGAUAUGAUGAUUUGAAGUUAAUGAAACAAGGGCAGAGAGAUGGAGAGAAUGGAGAAGGAAAGAAAGGGUCCAUAACCAAGAGCUGGCCAAAGCUGAACCAUUCCUAACUAUAAGCUUUAUCUGAGAGGAAUGUUAUAAGCCAACGCAUCCAAAUGUCUCCAGAGGUGAGGGGCUGAACUGAACUGAGAGCUCAACCACAUAGACCACUUUUAGAUACUUCAGGAACUUUAUUAGGCCUUCAUAUAAGGACUGCAAUGCUCUUUUUGGGGUAAUAAGAAACUGCAAGCAUUUUAAGAUAAAAUGGUGCCUCGACAUUAAGAGCUUUGUAGGUCAGAAAAAGAAAUUUAAAAUCUACCCAAAAUUUAAUGGGAAGCCAAUGUAGAGAAGCUAAAACAGGGAAGAUAUGCUCUCUCCUCCUGGUUCUACUCAGUACUCCAGCUGCAGCAUUUUGGACCAGCUGAAGAGUCUUUUCAGACUUGUUACAGCAGCCUGAUAAAAGGGGUACAAAUUUAAUACAAUAAAGUGCAGUGCAUGUUUCACUACAAUAAGAUACAAUAUGAUACAAUACAAUAUGAUGCAUUUUAUAUUACAAUACCAUGCAUUUAGAUGGGGAAUUUGUCUUGUAUUAAAAAUCUGCUUACAUUCAGCCUUCUCUAUCAAUGCAUACACAAAAUAAACAACUUCAAAAUGCAAAACCAAUCGUGUCUUUUCGCUUUAGCUGAAUAGAUCUGCUCACAGUGUAAAUAUCAAGUAAAAACAACAAAGCUCUUCAAAAGAAAAAAAAAAACUUCAUUGGAUAAUCAGAGAUGCAUAAUAUGUAGAAGAUAUGAUACGUUAUCCAUGCAGGCGUAAAAUCCAUUGUGGAUCCUUCAUACCAGAGGACUAAAUUAUGCAUAACAAUAUAGAUCUAUUUUUACAAAGCCUGCCUAGUUAUUCUUGUCAUAUACACUGGACACACCUACAGGCUUGUGUCUGCCUGUCUGAGUAAUCUUUCGAACGGUGUUAGAAUAAAAAUAUGUGAAAACAUUGCAUUUCGGUGUCUCGUGAGUAUGAUGGACAAGUCGUGAGUGUCUUGAUGGACAUUGGGGGCUUUAUUAUGAAAAUCCUGCUGACAAAAUAAAUCAUUUACAGCUCGGCAGAGGUUGCACUUAAAAGCGACAGGGGAAUGGUAUAUGAUAUUCAAGUCAUUGAAAUGCAGUUGAUGUGCCGCUACAGUAUACUGACAGCACGUCCUGCUGCUCAUUGUGUUUCCUGCUCACUUUCCACAGAUUGAUGAAAUAUACAACACAGUGAGAGCCUGCUUGAUUAAAAAAAACACCCCUGGCUGAAUGAUGGAAAAAUCCUUGUUGUGUUUUCCUGCUUAUCCUUAAUACUUUAUAACUUUCAAGAGCAUUUUUUCAUCUUUACUAACAACAAGUUUUGACCUAAUAUUAUGAAAGUAUCAUGACUGCCUCAUGAGGGUACAGAUCGGCGGGUUCUCUUCUCUCCAGUGUGAGCUGCUGCACGUGACCAAGCUAUGGGAAUCAAUCUUCAUACCUUAAUAACUUAUCUAAAUAUAAAUUCCUUUUCUAUGAUGGAUUUGUUUACUUAGUUUUCAUCUCAACAAAAAUUCUGGGAAGUCGAUUGGCCUGGAAGACAAUAAUCAUCAUUUCUUUACCUUUCAACUGCAACUUCAAAAGCAUACGCAUGACUAUGAUUUCUGAUGUGUGCCACUUUGAACUGCAGGUGCACUCAUCCUCAUGGAUAAACAGGAAGAUCAUGCUGUUUUUUUCCCCUCUAACUGUGAUGUGCAGUGGACUAAAAGUUACAAAAAGGUCACUGGUCUCAUCCCCAGACUUGUAAAAAUAAGUGGUUGGAAAAGCAGCACAUGCAUGUGGCUCUGUAUUAUUGUCCUCAUACCUAAGGAAACAGCCUGACAUACACUGGAAACGUGCUGUUUACGGUCUUGGCAAAAAUUUGAUAACAAAGUUGACCCUAUUGCAAAUUCUUAGUGGCUCACUAAAUGUAAGCGUACAAUUAAAUUGCUGCUAUUUCGCAGACUUCAGAUGUAAAACAGCCUCCUGAUUCAGUCUAAAGACAAUGGCAUCCAAAUAUCUGCACCUGUAUCACCUCCACUUUCUGAACAACAUGUUAUAUUUUAUGUGAUGGACGUACGUUCUUGCUAGGUCAAAAAAGUAUGCAUGGACUGGUAGCUUCUUAGGAUAUCCACUUAAGUGCAGGGAACCACUCCCUUUUAGCCCUAAUAAAAGUAGAAAAUCGGUCUUUCUGGAGUAGCAGCUCUGCGUCAUCCUGAUGGGACAGUACAGUAAAAGGUAUUUCAAAGGUCAACUAACAUAACCAUGCAUAAGAUGUCAAAAGACUGCAUGAAACGCAAUGACAGGAAAAUACAUGGUAUUUAUAAUGUGCAUUCACUCUCAGGUAUAUGACCUUUUAAACACAUGUGGGGUGCAUUCUUACCCCAUUUUAGUCGUUCCUGUGAAUUUGGUGGUGACUAAGAGGUGAGUUAGCAUGAUGUUCGAGGAAGAAGAAAAGCCACAGAAGAAUGUGUUUGAUGAAGAAAGUAAAAAGUCCUGCAUGUAAGAAUGAUUUUAGAUUCAAGACAAAUGUCAUUACGUGGAAAAACACAUAUCAUGGCUUUCCUUCAUUUACCUUUAGUGUUAAUGUGUCUGUUAUUGAAGUGAUUUUGGCUUUGACUACUAAAGGACCAAAAUUAAAAAAAAAAAUGUAUUUAGCAAGAUGUUCAAGGACACAUAAUGACAUAACUCUUGGCCACUUAAAAGUGAUUCUUUGCUUUUAGUACAAACUGUACUGUAGGACUAAUACAGAUAUUUUUCCACCUAGAAACAGAAUCAGAAAGGCAACUGUGCCAUUCAUUAUGAGCUGCAUCACUCAGAGGCCCCCUGGAAAUGGCAGUGCAAGUCCUUGUCUACAGAGCUUAAAAAGGUCACGGUAACAAAAUAAAAGGAAAAACCAUAAAACCAUUGAUUGCAUCUUGUGGCCUUUUUCUGUGUCCAAGGUCCCCCCCACAAAUGGCUUUAGACAACUAACAGCUUUUUUCCCCUAGCAGCUCUUAUUUCUUGUUAAUUACCAAUGCAGUUCAGCAUUUUUAGUUCUCAGAAGCGAAACAUGGAGCGGUCAAUUAUUCUUUGUUGCCACACUCACAAGGCUCUCCAUUAAAAGUUCUGCAGCCCUCAGCAAUACAUCAGGCACAUCAUUGUCACUUCUCCACUGCUGACCAGUUAAAAUCAACCAGGGGGCUGGACUUCUGUUUUCAACAACAAUAACUAAGAUCCAUUUUUAAAGGUCGAGACUUCCAAGUGUGGAGCUUCUGGCAUUGAUACAGUUCCAGUUUUAUAUUUUCCUUUCACAAAUUGAGAGUAUUUUAAAAUAGACGUUUUUUACAACCUUGUAUCAGAAAGCAGAUAUGCUCUAAAAUCAGGGGUGAAAGUAAGCCGGUACGCAGCGGUACGCCGGACCGGGGAGACACAAACAGCAGUUUACAGCCGGUACGCUGAGAUCUGCCUGAUUACUGCAGCUGUGCAGUCUAAUGAUGGAAUAAGUGAGCUUUACCUCCAUGAUCUCGCCACAUAUUUGCUCAUAAAAUGAUUACUUGGCACAAAUAUGACACCAUGACACGACAAAGAGAUACAACCGCACAUUUUUUAGGACAGUGUGUGAAGUUUCAUGAGACUUACAUCUGUACUGAUGCGGUUCUGCUUGCUGCUGCUCCGCCAUGGUGCGCGCUGCUGUGGCCAGCCGGCGUUCGCGACGCAUCUAAAUAGACAGCAGCUGGUGGCGCUAGCAUCACAUGCCCUUCUACAACUUUUAAGAGGACGGAGAAGAAGCCCGCGGUGCAUUUUGGGUCAGUAGCAUGGCCCGUAGGAUGCACCGCGACCAUACUAAAAUGUGGGCGUGUCUAGUAGCUGAAGUAGUAUCUGAAGUAGCAUGCUACUCGCUCCGGUGGCCAAUUCGGACAUGCUACAUACUACUUCGACUACUACUUGGCAGUUCGGACGCAGCAUACAUUUGUUUACCGUGUUGUCGCACGUCAGUCUGCACUCUGCAUUGUAACCGGAGUAAUCCAAUAGGACCAUGCUGCUAACGAGUGAGUCGUAUUUCUUUCCGCAAACAAAUCCAAAAGUGGGAGUGCUCAAUGCGCACUUUUGAUUGGACGCUGGUUGCCUAGGCGCUGUGUAUCGCCUCCCGCCUUUUGCGGAAGUAGGGAACUUUUAAAGAGACAGCUGCUUCAAUCUUAAUGCAUAAAUAAAUUUAAAAAAUGCAGAGAAAAGUUGAUUUUAUGUUCAAGAGAAAGAGAGAUGCAGCAGAUGAUGAUACUGUGGCAUCAGAAUCGGCACCUUGUUAAAUUUGGGUGUGCUAACAAUGCAGCUAACAUCAGAGGAAAUAGGCCUCUAAGAGGAGCCAGGCAGUGAUUAAAGGGAUGAUCCAGCAUAAAAUUAAUUUAGGGUCCAACACACCGUAACACCAAGUUAGACAACCCCUUGAGAGAUGAAUGUUUCUUCAUGGAAAUGCAAUCAGACCGAGACGCAAAGACAGAAGAACUACUGCGCCUGCAGUGCAAAAUGAUUAAUAUGGUGAUUAUUACUCCAAGGAAAUGAUAAAGUAAUGAUCAUAAAUGUUCUUCCUUGAGCUGCGUCACCCCACUGCACUCCGUAAUGGAAUGGUCCGAGCUCUCGCUACAAACAAACGGCUGCUGGAAGAGAGUAGGUGAGUUGUGCUUAGCCUGUUUGCUAUAGAAAUUAGCUGAGAAGAUGUUUGGUGGCUAGUACUAUGGCUGGGACCCUGCACUGUUAGGUGCUGUUCUGAGCAUUAUUUGUGGCUAUAGAGCGGCAUUUUGGUUGAGGUUUGUUUAUGGCUCCUCAGACCGCUGUGUAUUGCUAUCCUGUGGUUGUUACUAAAGUUGGUAUAGCUAGAGAAGCAAGUGGUCGGCAACAUUCAUGUUACGAGGGGGGUGUCUAACUCGAUGUCACAGUGUGUUUGACCCUAAAUAAAUUUUACGCCGAAAUAUCCCUUUAAGAGAAAAGAUGUACAUCUAUUUCAUUUAAAAGCAAAGAGUUUUGAGCUCCUAGUCCUCGUUUCUUUUUUCCUUGACAAAAAUGGAAAAAGAGAAUGAGGUUUCUCACUUUACCAUUAACCCUGAGUACUCACAGCUUCAUCAUCAUCUGCGGAGAUCAUUAACCAUUACCGAAACAGUCUGGGUCUGGACCUCAUUGUGGUGACAACUUUGGUGACAGUGUUUUUUUUAGAUUCCAGGUACUAAAGACUUCUGACAAGACUAAUACACCCCCUCAUCUGUCAUAAUAAAAAUCAUUUAUUUAUCAUGAUAAAUAAUGAUUCAUUCAGUAAUCUUGACUGGCCAAUAUACCAGCUAAACCACUAUAAACUCAAGUCAAAGGGCUCCAGCUAAAUUUUUAUGACCACUAGAAGCAGAUGACAGAUCUGACACAAAUUUCACAGUUUAUGUCCACCUUACUGCUUUUAGUAAGUUUGCAUAAUGCAGCUUGUAUUUAGCCACAGACUCUUUUAACCCUGAUGAUUAUAAAAACAGUAAUGUCAAAGCAGAGGUGGGCUUGUGGUCUUGAUCACUAAAGAGUUUGAGUGCUGUGACACUAGUACUACAGCACAAUAAACAAGAGCUCUCUGCAGAUGGUAAAUAUUUAAGCCACUCUAACUGACUGUGAGGGUUGGUGUUUGUGAAGCGACAUAAUUUGCUCCAGAUGAAUGCAUCAUGGCUCAUUAAAUUGAAUGCAAACAACGCUGAUGUAUUAGGACGCUAUAUGCUCCGCAAUGCGGUUUAAGGAGCAUUCAACCCUUUGUCUAUGCUUCGUGAAUAACAUGAUGUCUCUCUGGGCUUAGAAGGCGAAAAAAAAGUCACACAAUCCCUGAGUGAAUCAGGGUUUCAUUGUUUAAAGCAUGCUCACAACACUGAGAACUGAUCUCUGUUUUAUCUUUUCUUUCUCCCAGUACACCAGUCUGUCAGCUUCAGCAAGAUGUCAGCUCCCAACAACUGCUCUCUCAAUUUAAUGGCGGAGACAGGCGAGUGGCUUUGUCCUCCGGGGGAACAGUGUCCAAAUCUGACCUCUGGUGUGAACAGCAGCCACACGGAUCUGGUUGAUGCAUGUCUGACAGAGGAGGAGUAUUUGGAGAAAUAUCUGGGGCCACGCCGGUCGUCUGUAUUUCUCCCUGUUUUCCUCAUCUACCUUGUCAUCUUCGCAGUAGGUGUAGUGGGAAAUGUGCUGACAUGCACUGUCAUUGCACGCAACAAAGUGAUGUGGACACCAACGAACUACUACUUGUUCAGCCUGGCAGUGUCAGACCUGCUGGUGCUGCUACUUGGCAUGCCAUUAGAGUUGUACGAGCUGUGGCAGAACUACCCGUUCCUCCUGGGGAGGGGUGGCUGCUACUUUAAAACAUUCCUGUUUGAGACGGUUUGUUUGGCCUCAAUCUUGAAUGUGACUGCUUUAAGUGUGGAGCGUUACAUUGCAGUUGUGCACCCACUUCGGGCAAAGUAUGUUGUAACACGCACCCAUGCAAAAAGAGUUAUCCUUAUAGUGUGGGGUGUGUCAGUGUUGUGUGCCCUACCCAACACCAGUCUGCAUGGGAUCACCGUCCUACACAUUCGUUCUCUCGGUCCUGCUGGGAGUACUGACUUUGAGAUCCCUGAAUCGGCUAUCUGCACGCUAGUGAAACCACACUGGAUGUACAACCUGACCACCCAAGUGACCACCUUGUUGUUUUUCAUCCUGCCUAUGCUCACCAUCAGUGUUCUCUACAUGCUCAUCGGGCUCCAGCUGAAGCAGGAGAAGAUGCGUCAGGCGCUGCAGGCUAAAUCAGGCUUUGAACAAGACAGCUUCUGUAAUGUUCGAACCCAGCAGCAGAAAGCUCGGCGCCGACAGGUCACUAAAAUGCUGUGUGAGUAUUAAACCCGCCCAAAUUGGCUGAUUCAAUAUUUAUUUUCUUUAAAUUAGCACCCUGGUUCUAUCACAUGUAAUUAAAAUGGUGAAAACAUAAAAUCAAAUGGCUGAUGGCUUCCUCAGAAACCUACAAGUAUUACCCUGAAAUGUCAGAGUCUUGAAAUGACACACUGCCCUCCUCCAGUGUUAGCCUGAGAUCACCAGAUCCAAAUUACCUUGCUGGCCGGAGCUUGUUCUUCAGACUUGCUUCUUGAAGAAAAUUGGGAGAGUUCCUGGAGAGUAGGAAAAUGCAAUCAUAGUUUAUGAUUUGAAAAUGUGCCACAAAAAAGGUUAAUACGUCAAGAUUAUUUAUAAAAUGUGUCAGUUUGAUCAGAAUGGCCCGAACUCAAACCUCUGUAGUUAAAGCCACCUUGAAUUAUAAUGACCAGUUUAGGUUUCGCCUGUUACUUCAAUCAUUUACAUAAGAAAAGUACAUACUUUCCACCGAUUUACCUCCUUUUACUUUAUAAAUGUUAAAUUUUGCUCCUGCACACUGUUAGUACUGCAAAGUUCUUCACUCAUGUUGGAUAGGACAGGUCAAAUUGUUCUCAUCUUAAGGUUGGGUCUUUUUAAUACAAUGAGUGUGGACUAGACCUGCUCUUUUUGAGAGCGUCUUGGGAUAACUAACGACUAUUGUGAUUUGGCACUUUAUGAUAAAAAUUGAUUGGUUGAUAAAUUAACUGCUAGAGACUUAAGAAACAUAUUGAAGUUAACAGUGAAACCCCUUUGUGACCUACACGACCAUUUGAGAUUAUUGGAAAGAAGAUGCAGUUUCCAUAAUGUAGGCUUUGAUACCUGCAACCUCUGCAAGAUGGUUGGUGUUAAGAGAGGUGAUUUACACUUUUUCCACAGCAAACACUAAACACUUCAAACCAAUCAGCGGAAAAGAGGUGUCACUUUAUCUUAAGGGGAUGUCAAAAUCAACACCUAGAGAGAGUUCCUAGCUGGAGCUUUAAACACUCUUCAGUCUGUGCAGGAAAAUAUGAUUCAGGUGAAAAGGUAAGGCAUCAAAACUCAUUUCAGUUGAAUAAUCAUGACUAAACUGUGACCCCAGGGAAGAUUUUGAUUAAAUUUGCAACAUCUGAAGCCCUUUGAUUCAGUUUUUGCUCAUGAAAUAACCAAUCAGUCAUAUGCAGCAGCUCCAUUCAUUUACGGUACUAGAAAUAAUCAACGGAAUAUAGGCAGAAAUGAUUUUUUUUGCAUAAAUUUUCUGCAUGAGUGCCAUCUGAUAAGUUAAUAGAACUGUGUUAUUCGCGAAGCAUUACAUUUUCCCAUAUAGCAUGCAGUUAGCUCAGAACAGGGAAUAUAAAUUGAUGUGACAAUGAAAGGUCACAACAACCACGCAGAUAAUAUCAAACAUUUUCUCUGUGUGAAACAGGCUUUGUACAAGACUGCCGUAGAAGUGGAAAAAUGUGCAUUAUUUAUUUCUCAAGUAGAGCUAUAAGGCUUUAGUGCUGCAUAUGCAUGAGCUGUGUGAAGCUAAAACUCUGUAUCUUAUAUGACUAUAUGCUUCAACGCUGAUUUUUCACAGGCUACAUAGGCAGAAAGGUUGUGAUUCAGAUGUGAUCACAUGUUCAAUAUCAACUUUACAUUCCCAUUUUUAGUCGCAUUUUAUGUAGAAGAGUGCUGUGAGUGCAAAAUCAGCUAUGACAUUUCACAGUGUUGAACUUUGUGAGACCAUUAUUUCAAAAAGUGAUCACAAAAUGGUAAGGCUUGGAGGAAAUUUGAGAUAGUUUAAGGUAGUUACUGUUUUUAAAGAGUUAUGGCAAGGCUGUAUUAGGUGUUGUUUAAAUGACAUAGACCAAAUUCCUAAUAUGUGGAUACAGUGUUAUAGAUACUGAGGUACAACAGCAAAGCUUGGCAUCCAGACCUAAGAAAAAAAAUAAAACAACACACUCACAAAAGAAAGUUCAACAGCACUGAAACCAGUCUGAAAAACAGUCUGUAGAGAAAGCUAAUAUUUGUCAUGCAUGAAGUGGUUUAAAGGGAAAUGCAGCGUAAAUGUUCAAUUUUCAUGGCAGGCUGACUUAAUUAUAUGAAAAUGUCUUGAUCAGUGACCCUCAGCCUCCUCGGGGAAAGUUUAAGUUAUAAAAAAAAAGAAACACAACACAGCUGAUCCCAGCCUAACAUCAUCCAUUGUCCCUGUCUCUUUCUUACUGUUAGUUGUUUUAGUAGUUGUCUUUGGGAUCUGCUGGGCACCCUUUCACACUGACCGCCUCAUGUGGAGUUUCAUCAGCGACUGGACCGACAACCACCUGGAAAUCUUUGAGUAUGUGCACAUCAUCUCAGGAGUGUUUUUCUAUCUCAGCUCAGCGGUCAACCCGAUCCUGUACAACCUCAUGUCCACACGCUUCAGAGAAAUGUUCAAGGAGGUCAUGUGUCACCGGCAACAUCACAACAUCCCAAGGAAACAUUCGCUUAGCGUCACCCGCGUAACUCUCCGCAGCACCCUCAGUGAUGCUCCACACUGCAACGGAGCGGCUGUUCUGGAGGCUGAGGGAGAGGAUGGAGAGGUCAGGACAAAGGAUGAAACCGGCUUCUAAGAUGAAAAAAAGCCCAAGUUAAAGGAGGUUUGUCAGUCUAGUAUGGCAGGUGCAUUGGCUAAAUACCUAAAAUACAGUGAAAACACUGUGGAAACACUCACCUGCUGAAGUACUUUGUCUUUGACCAUGCGGUAAAGCUCUAUUCUUAGCUCAGCACAAACACAGAUUAAAGCACAGGCCAAAACUGAAAAAGAGAACUAGAAUGUAAUCUUGAAAAACAUUUUAUAUUCAGUGCAUUUAUGUUUUUGUAAGCACCUGAUUCAGUUCAGGAGAAUAUGUAACACUAAUGAUGCUGUUUACGAGUUUCAAUUUGAGUGAAGGAGGAGGAAAAACCAGUCCAAAAAAAUUGCCAAACCAAGAACUAAGCAAGAAAGUUUAUUUAUACAGCACCUUUGGAGAACAGGGGUCACAAAGUGCUUCUUAAAAAAAAGGUCAUAAGGCAAGAAAGAGAAUACAAAAAGGUAUCAAAAAAUAGGCAAGUUACAUAAAAUUAGACAAUCUGUCUUUAACUGCUUUUUGAAGAUGUACACUGUUUUAAGUUUUAGUUGGAGAUAAUUCUAAAGUUAAACCUCAAAUGCACAGACCCCUUUAGUCUUAAGCUGGCUAGAAAGUACAACCACUCAGCCCUGAUCAGAGGAAACAUAUGGCUUUAGUAGCUCUUGAUUGUAGCUUUAGUAGAUGUAGCUUGGCUGUGGAAAAGUCUCUGUACACAAUCAUAAGGAUGUUAAACUGGCUCUGGAAACUGAAGCAAAAACAGAGAAAAUGAGUGUAACUUUUUGAUGAUUUUGUCAACAACAUUGCUGCAGUGUUUUGGAUCACUUGCAUUGCUCAAACAUGUGAGAGGGAAGUUACAUGAAUUCAACAGAGAAUGCACACAAAUGCAUGUGUAAUCAUCCCUGGCUCAGUCCCAGAUACAGCAGCUCUGAGUUUAAAUGCACAAACCCGUCUGUUUACAUACCGGCUCAGGGUCUGGCCCAGUCGUUUGCAACAUGGUUAUGUGAAACACAAAAGUGUAAAUCAGCAAUUGAAUCUAAUUCCAGGGUCAAAAGAGGGGGUCAAAAAUUUUCACAAAGUGUUAAUGGAUUGAUUUAUGAUUGUGGAAAAGUGAAUGUCUUUUAUAUUUACUGUAUACUGUGCUGUUCUGCUCUUACUGUCAGUGAUGUAAGAGAAAAGUCACAUUUUGUGUAGCUUUGUAGUCAUUUAUAUAAAAUACUUUGUAUUCUUAAUGUCGUACAUAUAUCAUAGUCUUACAUGCAUUAUCCUGCUGAAAUAAACAGUAUUUAAAGAAUACAUGUUCCACUUGUUUACAGCUCACAGCAGUUUUUAUGUGUACAUGUUUAGCUUACUGUCUUAAUAUUUAUACAUAUCUUGUAUUACAACGUUAUGCCUUGUUGUGAAAUUAUAUAAACAACAAUAAAUUUUUAAAAUCCAUUUCUUUUUUCAAACUUUCCAGAAAUAGCUCAGGUAAACAAAAGUUACAGCGCUAAACUGGCUCACAUUGCCUGUUACAUAAGUUGACAUCUUGAGAUGGGUAACACGGUAUGAUACGGCCCAGUAAUACCAGGGGUAGUACCGGGGUUACUGCAGGGUAGUACCGGGGUAACUACAGGGUAAUACUGGGGUAGUUGCAUGGUAAUACCAGGGUAGUACUGGGGUAACUGAAGGGUAAUACAGGGGUAAUACCAGGGUAGUACCGGGGUAACGGCAGGGUAAUACCGGGGCAGUUGCAUAGUAAUACUGGGGAAGUACCAGCGUUAAGUACAGGGUAAUACCCGGUUAGUACUGGGGUAACUGCAUGGUAAUACCCGGGUAGUACCGGGGUAACUGCAGGGUUAUACCAGGGUAGUACUGGGGUAACUGCAGGGUGGGUGGAUUACGGGGUUUGAUGUGGAUAAGACAUUGUUUGUGUGGCAACUACCCUGGUACUACCCAGCAGUUACCCCAGUACAACGCCGGUACUACUCCCGUACUACCCUGGUACUACCCUGCAAUUACCCCGGUACUACCCCAUAUUACCAGGCCGUAUUAUAAAGUGUUACCAAAGUUUAAAUGAAAUGCAGAGUCUGUAACUGCAGGACCAGAUCCAGUACACCUUAUGUAAGAAAACAGUCUGUGUGGAGAGCAUGGCAGUAUAAUGCAUGAUGUAAUUGACAGUCACAUAACAUAGAUUGAGCUCUUAAUGUUUAUAACCAUGCAUCCACUUGAGAGUGUAGUUAAUAAACUCUCCAAGCUGUGCCCGUAAAUGGACAGGGCAGCAUUGUAUUGAAGUCCAAGCAUAAGAAAAUUAGAGUUGGUAUUGCUCAUUAUAAAGUCAUCAGGCAAGACAAGUCAACUACUCACAGUGUGUACAUUUAUAUAAACCAAUGGUUAGCUGAUGGCAGCUACUUGCAUUAAGAUUUAAAGGUUUCUGUCCAGUCUUAGCAGGCAAGUGUAUGCCAAAUAAUGCAUCACAGAAUAGGAAUAUAGGCCAAACAUGAUUUAAACACACCAGUUCCUUGAAACUGAAACAUCUAUAAGCUUAAAGCGAUAUCUUCAAGAAUUAUAAAUGCAAAGAAAGCCUGAAAUCUACUGGCACUACAGCACUCAUUAUAGUGCACAUCUUUCUUUUCACAGGUAUUUGAAUAGGACGGAAUAACUUCUGAGGAGAGAUGAGAGUACAUGAGAGACAUUCAAUGGUAAGAAAUACCGCUUGUUGGAGAUAGUUCCAUUGAGGCUGUAGAUUAGUGUGAUUGCCUCAUCUGGCUGUAAAUUGCGCCUUUCAGCUGAAUAAGUUUUGUAGUCCUCCUCAUAAAAAUUUUUAGAAAAUGAAACCGCAGAGCCAUUGUAAAAUUGAUGUGAAUUAGCCUCUUACAAUGGGCUUUUUGAAGUAUUUUUCAUUCACCCCACGCAAAGCACUUGAUCUGAGCAUCAAGUGAUUGCCUUAACAUCCCCCACCUCCAAAACCUAUUUUUCUGAUUUUAAAUAGACUGAAGUCAAAAGCAUUCAUGCUACACUCAGCUACAGCAGCUGCAACUAAAAGGCUAAAAAAAAUGCUUUUUUUUUGUAAAAGAGAGUGAUACAUCUUUCUCUGAACAACAAAUGUUAUUCAUUAUCUCAACUAGUCAGGUAUAAUUAAUUUAAUUACUAAUCAAUUUAACAUAGUUCAUAAUUACUUAUAUACUAAUCCUGUGAAGGGAAUUCAUAUUGUUUCAUCAUUACUUGCUCUGCAACCAUAACUCUGCAUGAGCCGUUGUUGUUGUUGUUUUAAUGUUGCUGCUGUCCUCUCUCUCUCUCUCUCUCCCUCGUUCUCUAUUGUCUCUCCCUUCCUCUCCCUUACUCGUUUUCUCUCUCCCUUCUUCUCCCUUGUUCUCUUUCUCUCCCCCUGCCCUCUCUGCUACUACUCUCUUUCUCUCCCUCCCUAUCUCUCGGCUUGGUGGCUGUCUAACAUGAGUCUGGUCCUACCCAAGGUUUCUGCCUGUUAAAAGGAAGUUUCUCCUCGCCACUGUCACUCAUGUUAGAUGAGAUGGGUCAAAUCUGUCCCAUCUUAAAGUUGUGUCUUGAUUAUUCAUCAAACAAUGAGCGUGGUCUUGCCCUGCUCUUUUUCCUUGGAGCAUGUCUUGGGAUGACGACUGUUGUGAAUUGGCGCUAUAUAAAUAAAAUUUGAUUUGAUUUAACCCCAGCCGCCCCGCUGAUUGUGCUGAGUAGUGCGCAAAGCCUCUGCCAUCAGUGCAAGAACGUGGUGUGAAUGAAUAAAUGUGAUAUGAAAUGAAAAAAGCGCUUUGAGUGGUCAGAAUACUAGGGAAAGCGUUCUACAAACUGUCCAUUUGACAGUCUUGUUCCCACCAAUGAUCUUUCUGAUUUGGUCCCAGAAACCAGUCAGUCCCUGGAUGUAAAUUAGAUCUAAUACCUCAGUCUGGUUAAAACUGGACUUUUAAAAAUUAAUGCAAACAUAUAAGUCCAACUGAAAUCACACUUCACUGAAAUUCUUGAUUUAUUAAAGCCAGGAUUAUGUUUCCAGGCUUUGGCUUGAGGGUCAUCCUUUAAUUUGAAAAACAUUGGUUCAAAUCUGCGGUCUGAAGACUCUGAUACAGAGCCUCACUUUGCUCUUCGAGUGUCCUCAAUUUUCAUUUAAAUGUAUGUGAGUGUGUGAAUAAAAAUAGAUCCCAAUGAAUUUUACUGCGCUCGGGUUGGUGUGCCCGUCAUCAGCGUACAAAGGAGUGUGUGAAUGGGUUGAAUGGCAUUGGGGGUGGUCUGGGGAUUAGAAAGGCUCUAUAUGAGUGCAGUCCAUUUUCCAUUCCUGUCAGCCAUACUGCCUUUCACAUAUUCAAUCAAGAAAGUCAUUUACUUCCCAUCAUCACCUUGUCUUUGAGGAAUAAAAGUAUCUCAUCUGAAAGGAUUUAUUUUCCAUCUACUAGCUUUACUUCAUCACUGGCAACAUCUGCCCUGCAGGGAGCUUCAUCAUGGGUCUCUGCUCAAUAGAGACGAAUCACAUUCCUGGGUUUGAUUGUUAAAGGCUUGUAAAACCUCAAUACCCCCAUACAUUUGGGGUAUGAGGUAUUGAGGUUUCUGAUUAACAUUACACUCAAGAAAAUUAAUAAUCGCAAAUGAAAUUAUAGAGAGGGCUCUGCUCAGACUGCAGAUCCAAAUUUGCAUGUUCUAGGGGAAUUACAUCUAUUCAAUUUCCCUGCUUUAUGGGUCAACUAUUACAUUUACUUUGCAAAUGAAAAGUAGGUAUGCUGCAAGUGACAAAAAUACUGCCGAACAAAAACCCAAAAUGAAUGCUCUGACAUACUAUAUGUGAAUAAUGCAAAGUCCAAGAUACAGCAGAGCCCAGGAAUCAAACAGUACUGAGUUACCCAAGAGGAACUGGAUUUUUAUGUCGGGAGAUAAUAUUUACUAAAGAGACAAAGGAGGUUCUCAGUCUUGCAAGGAUGAAAUGGAUGCAAAUACACUCAGUAGCUACCUUGUCUAUGCAGUGUAGACAUGAAAACAAUGCAGGAAUAUUAACAUUUGAAAAAAAAAAAAGGUAGGAUUAACACAUACCUGUGAGUCAAAAGGCAGAAUUAAACAUCUUGUUGUGCAUUAUUGCAAAACAGCUUCAUACAAAGUGAAAGAAAAGAUAGUGGAUGGUUGGACAAGGAUUGAGAACACCAUCAUGUGGAGGAGCUGAUUUUUGCUCUGAAACGAUUACAAUCACCAUAAUAUCAGACAGUAUUCAGAAAUGGACACCCAGUGAUUUCAAUAGUGCCAUGAAAUGCAUGAAACUCUUUUCCUGGUGAGACAGACGUGAGUGACAAUCUAAGGUAACUUUCUGGCACCGCUGGAAUACUUUUUUACUCAUAAUUGACAGCCAGCGAUCAUCCCUCCCCAGAGGAGACGGUGAGGAUUGGAAAAUAAGGCCUCAUGAAUGCACAGGCACAUCUCCCUACAGAGUGAUUUGGUGGAUAUUGCAUGCAGACACACAGCUUUCACUCGAGCCCAUCUGGAGCCCAAACAAGAGCUUAACUCCUCAGUAACACUGUGAUUUCACCAACAACGAGGAAAGGAAACUGCAGACUGAUUCCCACAAUAAUGUCAAGGCUGUUUAGGUCACAUGACAGUCUAUUUGUCACUUGCUACAGUAUGCCCAGUACUUUCAAGGUUACAAGAUUGGUGCUCUUGGUGUACGUCUACAGCAUAAAAUUAUGUGGUUGUUUGUGUUAAAUCUAAAUUUUCAGUAUGAUGUGAAAGACAAGAGCUCUACCGCAGAUUGUACAUUUUUAUGACAGCAUGAAAACACUUACAAAUAAAGCCAGUAGAUGGAAAAACAACAAAGUUAAGGUGAAGGUGAGUUUAUUGAGUUUGUUGAGGUUGAGGUAUUUCUCACUGUAAUCACUCCCUAUGCAUAUGUGUUGGAGGACAAUCACUUUGCAGCUUAAACCAAAACUAGCUACCAAAUUUCUCUUGAUUAAAGCAAAAGCACUUUCUGAAGUAAUUUCAGUCUCCAUUGAAACUUUUUUGACCAAUGAUUUACAGCAGCAUCAACGACCGAAAAAUAAACACCACCCUACUAUGAACAGGACUGAAGAAUUAAACGUAUAAAACAUGAAUAGGCCUACGAGUGAGUGUAAUCAGGUUUGGAAUAAAGGAUUUCUUUGUCCUCAGCACACUUUCAAUUUCACUGCAAACAAGCAGGCACACAUAGAAACAGUAUCUCAUCUCUGGGUUGAGACUUUCACAAGAGGAUGUUUCACAGAAAAUCACCUCAAUAACAAAGGUGAGGGUAAACACUCACUGUCCCUAGUGUCCUCAGCUCGUCCAUCGACAACAACAAAGAGUCCAAGUGUUCUCCGAGAUGAUGUUUGUACCUCUGAUUGUGUUCUGAGGGACACAAUUAGACUGGAAAACAACUCCAAGGUUGUCUUGGUCGUCUUUUGUUGCAGAAACUAUUUGAAAAAGUACACUAUCCUUUUUUCUUCUUCUUUUUUUCAACAAAAUGUAUACUCAAUUACACUGGACUCAGACUUACCGAGCACCUCAUUAAUUUUCUGUGAUUUUGAAACAAUAGAUUAUUUAAUUACACACUGAGAGACUGAAGUUUGCAUUAUAACAGAAGGAACAAAGAAAAGGUGCACAAUUGCUUCAUGAGCUGACUCAGAAAUUAAGGAACAAUAAUUUACUGAAGAGUGUUAUACAAGCCUUUUGUUCAUGAAACACAAUAACUUGCAUAUAGAACAAAAGUAUGGGUAAGUACAGGACAGUAUCCGAGCAGUUUGUUGAUUACAGCAUGCAUUUUAAAUCUGCUACUCCCUACCUCAACAUAGAGGAAAGUACUUUAGUGUUGAAGUAUCAGAGGAAUUAAAUCUGAAGACAAGAGUUAAAAAACUGCAUUAAAAUCAGUGACUAGAUUCAGAUUUGAAAAAAAUGUACAGUAGGUGUCAUGUAGUUACAGGACGUAUAAUUAGACUUUAAUAUUCUCCGAUUGAAAAACAUCAAAACAAAAGCGUAGUUUACACCAUCACAUUUAACAUCAACCUCUGACUUUCUGUUGAGGUUUACUAGUUUAUUAGCAUCUUUCUUUGGAGCCCAUGGUUUUCAUGGUUACAAGGUACUGUCAUUUGUCAAAAGAAGUAUCUCUAAAAAAACAGACACCAUGAUGCAAGGUUAGAGUCACCUGUAUUGAAGGCAAACAUUCCCUCCAUUAGUCAUGAGCUAUCCCGUUGCUGUUGUAAUCAUGAAAAUAUCACCCCACCUAAAGGAAUCACAUUAGCAAACCCUUUCCAGAGAGCCAGAGAUUAUGCAUAAUAGUCAAGGUUAAAUUCAUACUAGAGUUCUCUGCAGUGACAGGAACAGAUUGUGCUCCAUCAAAUGAUCGCUGCAUUUACUUUACAUUUAGUACUCUCAAUGAGACCAAAGAUGGAAAUCAUUUUUCACCUUCUCCUUCGGUGAAUAACCUUUGUACAUCCUCAAACACUGGGGCGCAUAAAAAAGCUUCAGAACAUGAAAACUGUGUAGAUCCAGGGCCAUGAAUCAUAAACACCAACAUUUAUUCCUAAUACUUUUACUAUGAAAAAGCAGAGGAUGCGAUAAGGAGGGAAAAAAAAUGCAGUGAUAACCUCAGAUUACUCACUCAUACUUGCACUUGGUGAAUAGCUGCCGGAAUAGAUUAGUGAAGACAUUUAUGCUAGAUUAAUGUGAUCGUCUUUUACAAAGGACACAUGAAAUGAAACCACGAAGGUCAUUUUUGAGUACUUGAUAACUGAGUUUAUUUUGGGCUUUUGUUUACAAAUCUCUGAACUUCACUCAGAUUUAACAUUUACCUGAAUUUGUCUGGAUUGUCAAGAGUUUCUUUCUGCUUGUGAUCUUAAAAAUCUACUGCACUGAAGCAGUCAUUGGUUAUCUUGUUGAGGAACAUUAGUUUGGGUUUAUGCCUUUUUUAGUGAGUUAAAGUUGGGAUUGAGUAUGCAUUCUUUAUCUUAAAUAAACAUUGAGUAUAUUUGACUUAUGUCUGAGUUUUAAAUCAAAUUACACAAAGUUCUCAUACUCAGAUGAAAAAGUAUUUCUACUGCCUUGCUGUGUUUGUUGCUGAUAGUUGAAUGAACUGACUGCAACCAAAGAAUAUCAGGUGAAAUGUUACUUUUAAUGAAUCUCUCAAAGUGAUUUUUUUUUUUAAAUCAAAUUAGCUUUUGUCUGUGUGAUUGCUUGCUCGGGGGCGUGAAACAGACAGGUUUGCUAUCAGAGAGCACUGGCUACCAUGUUAUAAUUGUAUUUGCCUGACUGUAUUGAACCAACGUUGUAAUCUUUUUUUUGCAUUUUCCUUUAUCUUUUAAAAUUGGGUUUACUACAUACUACAGUGGCUGUGCAGCAUCCUCUUUGACUUGGAUGCAUCAAUCAAUAAUAUAACAGAAAAAAAAAAACUGAUCAAAUCCAGAAUUUCCUUUUAUUUGCGAGGAUUUCAGUUUAUAUAAUUUUUAAAGAUUUACCCACUUUAGCUUUACGAAGUGUAAACUAGGAGCUGGAGUCCUUUGGAUCUGUAUGUGCAGCCCGUGUCACACCAGCUCUUAAUUUUAGCAGUGCUAAGGAUGUUUUUUUCAUGUGUGUGCACAUUAUUAGAUGCUGACUGUUGCGUCUGUGCCACUCAGGGAGCAGUGAUGAGACUGUGAUGACUUCUGCAUGCUCUUCAUUAUGCGCUGCUCUCUCCUCCCUUGUGUCGUUGUGAAAGCAAUUGCAUUUGAGGAAAAAUCAGGAGAUUAUUAUGACUGGCUUCAUUUGCAUAAGUGGCUCUAAAGGAUUCAAUUGUAUUCUGAAAAUGGAUUUUUUUGUUGUUGUUGUCGGCUGAAUUUUAAGUUACUGCUUUGACAAAACUCUUUUCUUUUAACAGGAUGCAUUAACUUUUAUUAACCCAGAAUUUUCUCUAGAUUUUGACCUGAUGCUGUCACCAUACAGUAGCAUGUCCCAGACUAAAAAUAAAGUAGGUGUAACUUUUAUCCUUACCAUGGGAUGAAUGAAGGUUUAACUUAACUUAUCUUAACUUAGCUUAGCCUAUCUUAGCUUAGCUUAGCUUAACUUAACUUUUAAUGGACAUGGCUUGCAGCUGUACAGGGCUCUCAAGUUUUGAACUAAGCUUAGAGUGAGAGGUUCCACAAACAUGGAGAUACUUAAUCCUAUGGUACAUGAGCAUUACACUGUCAUGAGCAUCAGAACUUUAAAAAGAAUAUAUGAGAAAUGCUGCUUUUGUGGAGGGUAAAAUGGCUGGAAAUGGCUGCGCAGAGGCUAAAUUCAUCAAUACAGCUGUUAAUAGCAAUAGCAUAGGGCUUUAGUUUAUCAUAUGAGUUUAUCUGCCAUGAGGUGUUGAGGUCUCUGCAUGUGUAGGUUACUGACUUACUGUAAUCAUCGGGUCUUUCUCGUCCUUAUGAAAACCUGCUCUAUUUCGGCGAGUGUCUGUCUUCUUCUGUAGUCAAACCGCAAGGUAUCAAAAUCUACCCGGAUACAGCAAUGCUGCUUUUUGAUUGGCUGUUCAGUAGAUAUACUUUAUCUGAUUGGCUUGCGCGUGGCACGCAGCUUCUGAACUCUCGGAGGAACUUUCUACCUGUUCCACAACUUGUGGACAUCACCUUGUUCAUUUAAAUGCGUGAGAAAUUAAAUGUGUGGCGUGUGAGCGUGUGAACGGGUGGGAAUGCGUGUGUCACACGCUGAAUGCAUGAGACUUGAGAGCCCUGGCUGUAUUAUUGCAUGUGUUACAACAAGGGUGCUGGGUGAGGUAAGUCAAAAUGCUGUUUCUACCUGAGGCUGAAAUGAGCAGGUUCGGGGUUCAACUAGAAGAAAGCUGAGCCAGUCUCUUACAGAUGAUUUUGUCCUGCUUGUUUUGCUCCAGGAGUGAAAGCAUCCCAAGCCUUAUAAGGAUGGAAAAUGUCAUUCACCAAUCUCUGUUGACUCUGAAUUUCUAAGAGGUUCAAUUGAGGUUGAACUCAGACAAAACAUGCAUGUUUUGUGACUUGACUGAAGAAGUACAGGCUUAGCUGUCUGACGUAGAUCGCCCAUAUCUGCAAAUACAUUAUGCCAUGAUGAUACUGAGUCUGACAAUGAUGUCAAGUCAGAGUGUUUCUUCUGAUGAGAUUAACCUCGGGCCUGUGCUUCAAAUCUUUCAUGUCUAGAGGAGAGUCAGUCCAGAUGCUAUUCUCAAUCAUCAAAAGUAUUCUCCAUCUCAUCUACCAGAACAGCAGGGAAAAUGUUCGAAGUGGCACUUAUAGAGCACAUGUCUGCAUUGAAAAGGAAACAUGGGAACAAAGGGGGAGAGACCAAAGAGUACAAAGGAAAAGGGGCUCUGAAAACUUGUGAUUUGAAAAGAACAGCUCCCAAAGAACAAGCCAAGUAAACCCCUACUUAAACCCUCCCACCUGAAUCCAUUAUUUCAGUACUGUGGAUGAAAAUGGAAACAUCAAGUAUUAAGCCUUGGCUCUACAGUGAGAACUGGCUCUGUGUUUUUAAGCAACCAUACAUUGUACCGAGAGAAUCUUUGCAGUUUGUCCAUCAGAAAAAUAAUAGUACAAUGGAAAGAAGUCUCCUGAUCGUAUUCAUCAUGCACACAAUCAGGGUAAGAGUCAUCAUCAGACUAAUUGAUUCAGACAAACUUGAUCUCUUCAGCGGCUCACUUCAGUGUUAUUAUUCAUAAUUAGUCAUUAAGUAUAGUCUAAAAGGGAUCUGUUUUCCUGCUAAUGAAUGGCUCCCCGAAUUCAAAGAAAGAGACUCAAAAGUAAUCACAAAAGAACCAGCACAAUGACAAGAAUGAAUAACAAAACAUUAUAAUGAGUCGACUGAUUGACUGAUGGAAAAAAGGCACCUCAGUUCAACCCAGAGUCCGCAGGGGAAGGGAGUGAACAAACACUUGACAUUUGAGUGAAUUAUGCUGUAGUUAGCUGUAUAAAGAAAUCAAGGGUCUGACACUGAGUGUAAUGCACUAUGACUUCUUUUAGAUAAGAGAACGACCAUAAUACAACUCAUGGUUCUGUGCCCGCAUAAUAACCAGGCUUAGCAGAUCUAAAACCUUUUAUGUCGUAUAAAGUGUCUGAUGGGCUGCCUUUUUAGCUGCCUGUUGAGUUUAAAAGUCCUCUAAUGUAAAGUGCCUCUUUACUAAGUCAGUAAUUUAAUUAAUUUACAAUCAUCAGUCAUUACGUACUUUAGAAGAGUGAACAGUGUAUUAUUUCAUAGAGUCAAAGGGUCAUUCAUGUCUAAUUCUGUAAGGGAAACAGACUGAAUUUCAUGCAAAUUUGGUGACACAUUUGGCUUUCUUGGGCCUUACAGUUUCAGCUUCCUUGCAGUCUGCUCUCAAAUCAGUACUGUGUAAAUUUUUGAUCUUACAAAGAGUGAACUGAUUGGCGUUGAAGGAGCCGCCAUCUACAGGAAGUCUAAAGAGUUGCAGGUGUUUCACAGUUGACAACAGUCAAGUUUCAUGAUGCGUUGUAAUAUGUGCUAGUUCAAAAAAAAAAAAACAGUCAGAAAUAAAAAAAGGACUUUUAGCGAGCUGCAAAAACUUGUUUAAAGUUUAAAGAUGUGGUAUUUUGCUUUUGUCAUAUUUUAAAAACAAAUGUGAAGAUGUUGGAUGUUGGUACUACUGUAUACGAGAACAAAGUUUUCAGUUUGCAAGGAGAUCAAUAUGAGAUUUGUACAAAUCAUGACAUAACCAGUGAGUCUCCUUAAAAAGGCAAAUUCAUCAUUUUUAAUGCAGGCAGCAGUGAAGGAGGCUUCCAGAAUGCUGGGUUCUGGAAUGCUGUGGGGGGCUUUAAAGGGACAGUGGCUUAAGUGGAGUGUUUUUUUAAAUGAGGGUUUUCAAAGACUGCAGCCUGAAAUUUGUUAUGAAUUUGUUGAACUGUAGAUCAUAUAAAGCUGCUAAAAAGCUAUCAAAGAGACAGACAAUGGCACAAAAUAAGCAUAAAACCCCUUCUUUAAUUGAAAAAAAAAAGAGGUCUGAUCAGUAAAACACAGCUAAAUUUAAUAAUACGAUAUAUAGCUUCUCUCAUUAACUUUUUGUACCACAUAAAACUAUUCAGUUAACUUUACUCAAGCGUCAUGAUUAUACUUAAUGAUUAAGAAUCAUAUUUUUAUCAGUUUGCUGACAUCUCGGGGGGUACAGUUGUGUUUAAAAAGAAAGAGGACAUUGCUGUGAUGUAAAGAAAAAUCUGAUAUUACUGAUGCAUGCGCUCCACAUACAGAGUAUCCAUCCUCAGUGUGCCUGCAGCGCCUCUAUAAUUCCCCUUUCUGCAAGUCCAUAAUUUCAAAGAUCGGGAGAGAGUAAGUUGUUGGCAACCCUUUCAUGCUGAGCCUUUAUGUGCUUCAGUGUCAGUCAUAGGUGAUAUGCCUUUCUCCUGGCCACUAACUGCGAUGGAGGAGGUUGCCAGCUGUGUCAUAAGUGCCUUGUGUUCACAGCUUCUUUUCAAGCACCUGUAGGGUUCAACAGUCAAACACUGACUACACAUAGGGUGAUGGAAAAAUAGCCGCUUAAUGGCCAGUGUGAGGAAAAAUUGAAUAGUUACUUGAACUGGCUUUUCCCUUUCCCAAUGAAUGGUUGAUUGUUCAGUUCCAUUAACGAUUUUUGUUGACUUCACACUGAGUGUCCUUGUCAGCUGGUGGUAGACCAUCAGCGAGUGAGUGAGUUGUUGUCAUAAGACAUUACAUGGCAGAUGUUGAUGUUUUAAUCCAAUCUGAGGUCAAAGCACUCUGUCUUGUUUUCUCAGCCUCUUCUGCUAUAUUGAGGUUUGACUGAUCAAAUAAAGUGAAUUUCAUGCUCAAUGUGCUUGACGUGAAGUUGUCUGAAAAUAGCUUGAAGUUUUUGUCAUACAGGAGGUGUUCGUACAUGCUCCAUGGCUACUUCUCCGCUAGAUUUUUGUUCUUGCCGAAAGCUUAUGAGAGGGAUGGUCUCUUGGAUGAUUAGUUUCAUUCCAGUUCAUCUACUCUUUAAAGACCCCCGCGGAUGAAAAUCGUCUUUCUUGUUUUUUAAAUGUUCAUAUGGCAUUUUUCUGAUGCUACACCACACAUCAUGAGAAAACUAAAUGCAAAAGUGCUUUUCUGAGUAUUUCUUCAUUCAAAUCGCUGUGAAUCUCUAGCAGACCCAAUAGGCAGGUUCAGAAACUGUGAGAGUUCAUAUGUAACCAAUCCAAGCUCCGCCCCCGGAGCCUCACUAUGAAGACCACUCUGCAUAAAGAGGACAAAUAGAGAGGACGAUCACAAGCGUGUGCAUUAGCAGAUUGCAAUGCUCAUAAGAAUCAUAAUAAUUAUGAUCUUAGCUGUCAUCGUGUCCCUAAAGACAUCAGUGUCUGAGAACUGAAUAGCACCUAUGUUACCUGCCACUUCUGCUGCAAGCUAGCACUGUCUCCGCCCAUGACUCAGAGGCCAGUUGCUAAUGAUCUACUGGAGCUCUGCAGAUGAAAAGCCCUUGGAAAAACUUUAAAGGAUUUAUAAUUUCAUCUAUAAAAUAAUACUCCUCUGACACAUCUUGUAGGCAUUUGUCUGAGCGCAACCAUCCGUGGCCAAAUCAUCUUUCUUCUGUUCACCUAAAGCAGUGAGUAUAUUAAAAAAGUGUCUCAAUGAAAGGCGUUACUUCCGGGUCUUUUUGACAUGUCAUCAGCUUCCUCAUAUUUCUGGAGAUACAUUUUUUAUUGCCUUUGACAAUUACAUCUGCAAGCAUUCCUGAGGGGCAGAUGGGUUUGUUGUUUAAGGCAGAUACUAAAUCAGCAGCUGAGACAUUGGUUUUAGGGUUUGACUUCUUUGCUUUCCUCAGCAGCUCCUCAUAUUUUCAUAUCUGGCUCUCUGCCUGGUUUUCCCAAGGCACUCACUUUGUCACUCAUUGUGAAAAUUCCUGAUCCUGUGGUUUCCUUAUAGCAUCACUAUUUUCUGACUCAAUGUCAAAAUAACUCAGAUCACUCUCUUACUUCAUUGAUGAGAGCCAAGAAAUCCUGAUAUGGUUUCAGGCUUGUCCUCUCUGGCAGAAUUUGAAAAUCAAUGAAAAAAAAAUAUCUGAUACAACACAACUGCAAAAACUCACAUCAUUGAAGUGCAUGUAGAUUAGAUUUCAUUUGCUUUCUCUUUCGCAGAUUUACUAGAAAAUGUGUCUGAAAUUACAAAUUCUAUUUCAAUGAUACUUGGAAAGAUAUUUGUCGGACUGUGACAUAAUUCCUGUCUGUGAGGCAAGUCCCUGUGUUGAGCAAAUAAACUUUAAAGCAGUGGUUCCCAAAUGCUCUGGCCUUGGGACAUGCAGUAACGCAAUUUUCAACUUCCCAAAUUUAUUUUUCGGAAAUAAUGCUCAGCAUAUCACAACAUACUACACACACACAAAAACAUGGUUUAAUCAUAAACCAAAAUGACCAGAAGGUGGUGGUUAUAACGAAGAAAAUAUUUAUUUUUACACUGAUUUAUCGCUAUUUGUAAUAAAAUCAAAAAGUGCAUCUUAAGGACACUAUGUUUCAAGAGUAUAGCAAUACUUAAUCACCUUUUCUUACUAACAUUAAAUAAGCAGAGUAUUAAGCCACUGAUGAUGAGGCUGUUAUAUAUUGUUGUACCUUCAGCCCUAUUUUUUUAAACAUACUUUGAGGUGCUUUCUUGCACAAACUCCAACUCCAACAAACUCCAACAACUGAGAUGAGUUUCAAAAUCUCUCAAAUCUUUAAAUCUUCAGCUGAGUGCCCAGUUUAUGAAUAUUUCACAAAAAUUGUACCUUUUAAACUAUUUAGUCACUUUUUCAAGCCUUACUUACAAGGCUGACAUAACAUUUUAGUACAUUUCAGUAACACUCAUUUUAAACAUACUCUGUUUUAAUGCACUUGUAUUGUCGCCACCUGCUGUUAAGGAGCGAGACUAGCGGGCAGACUGCUGCGUAAACACUGCCCUUCAAAAUAAAAGCACAGGAUUUAAUCUCUUUUUUUGUCCAGGCAG
This is a messenger RNA of Xyrichtys novacula (pearly razorfish), 29325 nucleotides long. The record is from the annotation of a GenBank genome assembly. NCBI's taxonomy places the organism in Eukaryota, Metazoa, Chordata, Actinopteri, Labriformes, Labridae.